AUCUGUUUGAAUUACGGAAAUGGGCUCUACGUGAAGGUUUAUAAUCGAAAUGGCAGGAGCGGCUUGUUGUCUCACCCCAACAGCCUACUCAGACAGAAGCGAGAAUGGACGGUCCCUCCGGCUUUUAUACGGGAAGAGGAGGACAAUUCCUAUAAGAAUCCAAUUGCUAGAAUACAUUCUGAUCUUGAAGAUACAGGGGUAGUGGUGACUUAUACAAUAUCUGGUCAAGGAGUAACAGAACCCCCUUAUGGAUUGUUCGUUAUCAAUGGAAAGACUGGAGACCUGAACAUAACAGGAAGGGUUGACAGAGAAAAGACUCCAAUGUUGCUUCUCAGAGGUCAUGCGCUAGAUAAGACUGGAGCAAAACUGGAAGAGCCAAUAGACCUCCCAAUUAAAAUUGUGGAUAUAAAUGACAAUUUUCCAGUGUUUUCACAUGAAGUUUUUGUUGGUUCAAUUGAAGAAUUAAGUGAAACAGGUACAAUUGUAAUGAGGAUAAAUGCAACUGAUGCAGAUGAACCAAAUAACCUAAAUUCCAAAAUUGCUUUCAGGAUUGUUUCCCAAAGCCCUAGCGCUGCUUUCAGUAUGGAUAAGGAUAGUGGCGAGGUUCGAGUAGCAAGAAUAAACCUUGACAGAGAGACACAAAGUAGCUAUUCUUUGAUGGUGGAAGCAAAAGACCGUGGUGGUGAAAUAGGUGGGAAUGCUGCAACAUGUUCUUUAGAAAUCAAAAUUUUGGACGUCAAUGACAAUCUGCCUGUGGUUGAAAGUCAUGCAUUUGAAGGAAGCGUUGAAGAAAACAGGGCAAACGUGGAAAUUCUGCGAAUAAAAGUAUUUGACAAAGAUGAAGAGUUUUCUGAUAACUGGCUGGCGAAUUUUUCGUUUGUUUCUGGUAAUGAAGGUGGCUUUUUUCGUAUAGUAACAGAUACCCAAACAAAUGAAGGAAUUUUGACUCUUGUGAAGGAGCUGGAUUAUGAAAAAAUGCAAAGCCUGAACUUGGGCAUUGUUGUUACAAACAAAGCAGAGUUCCAUAAGUCAAUUAAACACAGUUAUAAAGCACAAACAAUUCCAGUCAAAGUUCAUGUGAUUAAUGUGCGGGAAGGCCCUGUAUUCCCCGGUGGCACAAAAAUUAUUGAAGCAAGUGAGAAACUGCAGAUAAAACAGGUUAUUGGACAGUAUCAAGCCUACGAUGAAGACACUGGAAAACCAGCAGAGCGCAUUACGUACAUGAAAGGAAGAGAUACAGCAAACUGGGUCACAAUAGACUCAGCCACAGGUGAAAUCCAACUUGCCAAAAAACUCGAUUACGAAUCGUCGCAUGUGGUAAAUGGUACCUACACUAUCACCAUGUUGGGUGUGACUACUGAUUUUCCUAAGAAAACGGUCACCGGAACAGUCGUUAUUCAAGUUAAAGAUGAGAAUGAUAACUGCCCAAUUAUUGUGAACCCUGUGCAGACUGUCUGUUCAGAUGCAAAAUCAGUUGAUGUUACAGCUAGUGAUUUGGAUGGUUACCCAAACAGUGAUCCCUUCAGCUUUACUGUCAUUGAUGAGCCAGAGGGAACAGCAAAAAAAUGGAUAAUUGCACCCAGAAACGGCACCAGCAUACAGCUGGUACCACAAAACCUGAAGGUGGGCAGGACUGAAGUUCCCCUCCUAAUAAAGGAUUUCCAAGGGUUCAGCUGCGCUCAAGCACAGUCUCUGCAACUGACUGUUUGUACCUGUGUGGACAACGGCGCGUGCAAAGAGAACAUUAUUGGCGCAAAGUCAGUGGGUCUGGGACCAGGAGCGGUUGCGCUAAUCAUCUUGGCGUUUUUGCUUUUGCUGCUUAUUCCACUGCUACUGCUGCUGUGUCCCUGCGGCUCAGGAGCGAAGGGAUUUGCUGCGAUACCAGACUACAGCGAAGCGAUGUUGCGUCAGUGGAACAGCGAAGGGGCAGCUCCCGAGGAGAAGGCAUUGCUAAGCCUCAUCCCAUCCACUGCACUGGGGAACUCGAGAGGAGCAACCAGCGGAGCAGCAACGGCGGCAGCAGCAACAGGAAUGAGUGGGGAGGAAACUGCAGCAGGAGGAGGCAGCUCUGCCUCUCAUGUAAGAGAGCAUCACACCACUAUUACCAAGGAAAGAUGGGAAGAGCAAAGACGACUCCUCUCUGGUGCUGAAUAUGGACCCAUGGCAACUGGAGGGGAUGAAGGCAUGGCAGGUGUAGAAGGCAAGACAGUGGUGGCUGCAGGAGGAGUCGCGAUGGGAGCAGCAGGAGCCAUGAAUGAAGAAUUUUUAAGAGACUACUUCAAUGACAAAGCUGUCUCUUUUGCGGAUGAAGAUGAAGCCCAAGCUGCAAACGACUGUCUCCUGGUUUAUUCCCAGGGAGAGUCAGACUCCCCCCACGGCUCCAUUGGCUGCUGCAGCUUUAUUGAGGGUGAUCUCGACGACCACUUUCUUGAUGAUUUAGGAGACAAAUUUAAGACUCUAGCAGAAAUAUGCAUAGGUAGAAACAUCAACAUGAAAGACGCUAACUCCAGGAAUGAAUCAGGAUUCGGUCUUAAUGACGCGAAGUUGCAAAAUGCUUCCAGCUCCAAACAAGCCUUUGCCUCGGGCAGCCAUUUCCAGCCCACUCCACCAGUGCACGCAGGAGAAGAUACCGUGUCCAAGGAGGUGGUCACGGAAACAACCUUUGCCUCUCGCUCUGGGCAGCACGACAUCCGGCCCCUUCCCACAGCCCACACAGAGACCAAUUUCACCAUGACAGAAACAUCCUACUCUUCUGGAGCUCCUGCCCGCUCAGCUGCUGUCUUUGUAGACCCCCAGUUUAAGGAGAACAUAGUGGUGACAGAGAGAGUGCUGGCACCUGCAUCGAGCUUGCAGGGUAUGGUGGAAGUCCCCGAUUUGCCGCACGGAAGUAAUGUGGUGGUUACAGAGAGGAUGGUGAAGUCAGAGGGCUCUGGGCCAGGAGCCCUGAUGGCUCAGGAUCUCCCCGACUCCCAGUACGUCGUGGUGAGGGAGCGGGAGAGGGUGCUUGUGCCUGCUGCGGAGCAGGGCUCGCUCAGCUUCCCAGCUUUGGCAGAGGGGCGCAGCGUGGUGGUGAACGAAAGGGUGGUGACGGCCUCGGGGAUGCAGGGCAGAGGCGAACAGGCAGCUGGUGCUGGCUUGGGAAGGCAAGAGCACAUGUUGGUCACAGACUCCGUGCUUCACCAGGCGGGCUCCAACACAGAGGGGCUGCCUCCUGCCAGCGGCACGCUGAGCAAGUCUUCCAGGGUCACCAAAUACAGCACAGUGCAGUACACUCGCUCGUAG
This is a messenger RNA of Tauraco erythrolophus (red-crested turaco), 3282 nucleotides long. Lineage: Eukaryota; Metazoa; Chordata; Aves; Musophagiformes; Musophagidae. The record is from RefSeq and is a predicted model, not a curated record.